Messenger RNA from Nothobranchius furzeri (turquoise killifish), 1295 nucleotides. RefSeq names its product N-acyl-aromatic-L-amino acid amidohydrolase (carboxylate-forming) B. The record is from RefSeq and is a predicted model, not a curated record. Gene Ontology annotation, cellular component: cytosol. Lineage: Eukaryota; Metazoa; Chordata; Actinopteri; Cyprinodontiformes; Nothobranchiidae. Gene Ontology annotation, molecular function: hydrolase activity, acting on ester bonds; aminoacylase activity.
GAAAUUUGAUACACGCAAAGACGAAGAGAAGGGGCAUGGAAACGAGGGUAAAACGACACAAGGAAGUAGGAAUACAGAACGGGAGAAGUCCCUAUUCCCUCCUGGUCGUUCCUGUCAGGGCGUGUGAGUGAAUAACAGGUUUACGAGGCUGCAGCUGCUGGCAAUUCCUGCUUGGGAGUUUCUGUUUAUGACGACUUCCUCUAAGCUCAAAGGUUGCUCAGGUUUAGUAAACAGGACCGGAUCCACACAGAGAAGUGAAGGAGAUGCAGAAGAUGGAGCUCGAGUCUUUCUCACCGGUGUCCACCGUUGCUGUUUGUGGUGGGACACACGGAAAUGAGCUGACGGGGGUUUACGUUGUGAGAGAAAUGCAGAAGCAGAAGGUGGAAAAGGUGGGAUUGACUUCAGUAGAUGUUGUUCUGACAAAUCCGCGGGCCGUUGCCCUCGGUCGAAGAUACGCCGAGAUGGAUCUCAACCGCUGUUUCAGUGACGCCCACCUGAGUUCCCCUCUGACAGAGUCAAGUGUGUAUGAGGUGAGGCGAGCUCAAGAGCUGAAUGCUCAGCUGGGACCCAAAGGAAGUGAGGCGGCGGUAGAUCUACUCAUAGACCUGCACAACACAACCGCCAACAUGGGCGUGUGCCUCCUCUUCUACUCCAUAGACUGGCUCACCCUGCACAUCUACAGGUACAUAAAGAACAAAAUGUCUCCUUUGCCCGUAAGAGCAAUUGAUGUGGGCGUUCCAAUUUCUGAUGCUUACUCCCUGGAAGCAGUGGGAAAGCAUGGAUUCGCGAUAGAAGUUGGCCCUCAGCCCAACGGCGUCCUCAGGGCUGACAUCUUCAACAUGAUGAAGAAAACGGUGGACCUCACAAUGGACUGGAUCCAGGAGUUUAACUCUGGAUGCACUUUUGAAGCAGGCGAGGUGGAAGUGUUCACUGUGGUAAAAAGUGUGGACUACCCAAGGGACCAGACUGGUGAAAUCACCGCUACUAUACACCCUGAGCUGCAGGAUAAUGAUUUUAAGCUCUUGCGCCGCGGGGAUCCAGUGUUCCUGUCGUUUACCGGAGAGACGGUGGAGCACGAGGGAGACGAGCUCCACCCGUUCUUUGUGAAUGAAUGUGCCUACUAUGAGAAGAAGAUUGCUUUCCACUUGGGUCAGAAGACAACUUUCCAACUGCCUCCUGUUUGCAUGAAGAAGAACUGAGAGAGGACCAAGAGCUUCCUCACUUAAAAGCAAUGAGAGAAACUGGAAACAUGACUACCUCUGUUAAAUGGGAUUAAAGAUUAUCUGUAACACUUA